Chlorella variabilis is the source of this 258-nucleotide messenger RNA. RefSeq lists its product as hypothetical. Lineage: Eukaryota; Viridiplantae; Chlorophyta; Trebouxiophyceae; Chlorellales; Chlorellaceae. The coding region runs from base 1 to 258 and encodes 85 amino acids. The transcript is spliced from 2 exons. The record is from RefSeq and is a predicted model, not a curated record.
AUGCAGCUGGACCUGCAGCAGCCAGCACCUGUUGACCUCGGCGAGCUGGGGGAAGCUGCGCAGUGCCGCCAGCUGGCGCAGCUCCAGGAGGCGCUGGCGAAGGGCGGCGCCAGCCGGCUGGAGCACUAUGUGCACAACGUGGUGGGCGCCCUCAACCUGGCGCCCGCCAUGUUUGGGCAGCGCGAGACCUACCUGGAUGCAGUACGGCGCCGGCAGGACCGCGAGGCGCUGGCGCAGCUGCGCACCGGCGCUGGCUGA